AUGCAACCGACGACAAUGCUUCCGAAGUUAUCAGAUACAACUCAAACUAUAUCAUUCUCGGAGGGCGAUGGAGUGUGCAGCUCAGAGGUGUAUGCAUCAGAUGUUAUUGUCACUACUAAUGCUGGCAGCCACAAUCAUGGGAGCUCAAAAGUUAAACUUAAAAAUCUUGUUGACUACAAUUGGGAGCCCAAGUUUUACCCUGGUCAGCUGCUAGCAGUACAUAUAAGUGGCAAAUAUUUGGCUUAUUCAAUAAAAGCACCCAAUCCAGCUAAUCCUGGCACUUGGAAUGGUAUGGUGCGUGUGGUUUAUAAUCCUGAACCUGGUACAGACAGGCGCACUCUUAUAAAAGGCAUGAAGGGAGAGGUUCAAGACCUGGCUUUCGCCCACAUUCAAAAUCAAGUGGUACUGGCGUGUAUCGACGAACUGGGAAAUUUCUAUGUUCAUGAAAUAGAGUCCACUGAAAACGGUCUCAAUGUCAAGUUGGUGCUAGAAGUACGGGAGGACACUGGGAUUGAUGGGACUACACACCGUGUUGUGUGGUGCCCAUACAUACCUGAUGAAGAUGAUGACGCUCCUGAUGAUGAUGUGGCUAGACUGUUGCUCACUACCCAUGGAAAUGUUGCGCGCAUGUGGAACGUGCGCGCGGUGUGCGCGGGCGCGGGGGGCGGCGCGGUGGGCGCGGCGGGCGCGCUGGCGGGGCGCGGCGCGCGCGCGGCCGGCGAGCACGCGGCGCCCGUGCUGGCGGCCGCCUUCUCGCCCGACGGCACCGCGCUCGCCACCGCCGCCGCGGACGGCUACGUCAUGUUCUUCCAGGUACGUACUCUGUGGCGCCCUCGCGGCGCGAGCACGCGGCGCCCGUGCUGGCGGCCGCCUUCUCGCCCGACGGCACCGCGCUCGCCACCGCCGCCGCGGACGGCUACGUCAUGUUCUUCCAGGUACGUACUCUGUGGCGCCCUCGCGGCGCGAGCACGCGGCGCCCGUGCUGGCGGCCGCCUUCUCGCCCGACGGCACCGCGCUCGCCACCGCCGCCGCGGACGGCUACGUCAUGUUCUUCCAGGUACGUACUCUGUGGCGCCCUCGCGGCGCGAGCACGCGGCGCCCGUGCUGGCGGCCGCCUUCUCGCCCGACGGCACCGCGCUCGCCACCGCCGCCGCGGACGGCUACGUCAUGUUCUUCCAGGUACGUACUCUGUGGCGCCCUCGCGGCGCGAGCACGCGGCGCCCGUGCUGGCGGCCGCCUUCUCGCCCGACGGCACCGCGCUCGCCACCGCCGCCGCGGACGGCUACGUCAUGUUCUUCCAGGUACGUACUCUGUGGCGCCCUCGCGGCGCGAGCACGCGGCGCCCGUGCUGGCGGCCGCCUUCUCGCCCGACGGCACCGCGCUCGCCACCGCCGCCGCGGACGGCUACGUCAUGUUCUUCCAGGUACGUACUCUGUGGCGCCCUCGCGGCGCGAGCACGCGGCGCCCGUGCUGGCGGCCGCCUUCUCGCCCGACGGCACCGCGCUCGCCACCGCCGCCGCGGACGGCUACGUCAUGUUCUUCCAGGUACGUACUCUGUGGCGCCCUCGCGGCGCGAGCACGCGGCGCCCGUGCUGGCGGCCGCCUUCUCGCCCGACGGCACCGCGCUCGCCACCGCCGCCGCGGACGGCUACGUCAUGUUCUUCCAGGUACGUACUCUGUGGCGCCCUCGCGGCGCGAGCACGCGGCGCCCGUGCUGGUGGCCGCUUUUAA
Molecule: messenger RNA, 1731 nt
Organism: Parnassius mnemosyne (clouded apollo)
Lineage: Eukaryota; Metazoa; Arthropoda; Insecta; Lepidoptera; Papilionidae
Source: the annotation of a GenBank genome assembly